CGAUCAACAGUUUGCAAGCGCUCAUCAGUGACACCUUGAACUUUUUCAUAGAGAAAAUGGGUAUUGCAUUGACCUGCGGAGCCUCUCACUUAUUUCCCCCCUGACUUCAUUAUUUGAAUAGAGGCAAUGGACUCUCAUUGCGCUGCGUAUUAACUACCAGAUCAAUUACAAAUUACAAAAGGAAGAAAGGAGAAAAAAAAAAAAAAAACCCUCACUGGCUCUGAGGGGCGCUUUAUGACCAGCGGGGGCCUCUCUCCUACAAUGGAAGCUUUAUGCAAAUGGCCAGUGCGCAACUUUGCGCAAGAAGUGAGCUGCGAUCCAGGGUGAAGUGCGGGUGGUAUCGUAUGCAAAUACGCAUGCUGACGUUAGAGAUCAUGUGGGUUUUGGCGUAGAUUCCCCACUGAUCGAGGAUUUUUUUUUUUCGCCGUUGUGCUGUUUGGGGGUGGGGGGGUCGAAUGUUGCGUUUCCCAGCGUUCUGUUGUGACUUCAUCAAGAGAAACAUUGUAGCAACACUGUUUGCCAACGUUCCAAAGCACGUCAUCGCGUUCCAAGACCUGGCCGCAGGUAAGAAACUUCGACAUUGACGCACAAACAACCCAGCAAAGCCGAGCGGCUGCGUCUGCCUGGGAUUUAUCCACCGACACCGCGGGGUUUGUUUGUUUAUUUUUCUAAAUUUAUUAUUAACUACUCUUUCACAGGCACAUCAAAGAGCGGUUAUAAGAGGUAAAAAGCAUGUAUUGGGUUAAUUCAUUUAUUCCAUUCUCCCAUGUUAACUUUAGUAGCUCCCGCGUGUUUUGUGGAUCACAGGAGGAGGGGGGUAGAAGGAGCCCCUGGUGGGAGGCGUGGGUGGAUCAGGGAUUUUUCUCCCCCCUUCUUUUGUACUGGAUCGGGUGUAAGUUUGGGUGGGAUUGCAAACAGGGGGCUUGCAUGAGGAGACCUUAAUAACAUGUCUACGUUUCCCUAUGUCGACAUAAGCAACAGAAAAUAUGGCGUCCGCUUUCGACAGGGCGUUACGUAGAGGCUGUAGGGUGCGUGUGAGAGCUGAUUGUUUGCGGGUUUUGUACGCGCUAUGGGGGCUGUGGGUGUUUAGCUCGCUGUUUAUUCCUGGGUUGCCCCAUGGUGAAGUUUUAACUUGCUCACUUUCAUGGCUGUGCCCUCCAUUGGGGUUCUGAUCCAUGGGGCUAUUUGCAAUGAUGUGGCUGCUGUAGCCAUGACGCGGUGGUUCCCUCCCCCCUUCUGACUGCAGGGAGAGAGAGAGCGGCGCAAAACACCAUCAGGGGCAGCCUCCCACCUUCUGUGAUUAGGGUAAAUUCACUAUUAGGCCUCUGUUAAACUCUGUAAACAAGGAGGGGUGUAAAAACCUCCACAGACUCAUCCCACUGAGUGAUCUUCUAAACAGGCUGCUGCUGCAGAACCUCUUUGCAGAACUCCAAAUACACGUUCUGAUUGCUUGCUGUGAAUGGCGACUAGGAGGUGGUACAGGCCAUAAGAUCAAGAGGUUCUGCAGCAGGAGACACUGCUGUAUGUGGACUCUGUUUAUUCAGCCCUAAAUCAUUACUAAUCACAUGGGGUUAAGUAUACAGUAAUUCUAGGGCAAAGUUCUAAAAGUGGAGCAGUCGCCAUGGAAACCAAUGCCAUGCUCUUGCUGGAUGGUUCUUAUUUAGAACUUCGCUCCAGGACCGCUCUUUACAUGAUGACACAGAUGUCCUACCAAUAUGUUAACUCUGAAAUACAAAGAUAAAAUAAACCCCCUUCAGGAUAGCCACUUUGUUGCCUUUAAAUCUGUUUGGACAGCCUGGUUUCACAGCACAUCUGGUGUGGCUACUGUAAAAUAUGAAUUUACUUUUACACACCCACUUCCAUUUUCUUGCAGAUUUGUUUGAGAUGAUUGCUAUUUUUUGUGAAGGGGGGGAGGGGGUGUUUAGGAAGUGAAUAUGUGAUUUGCUCAAAAGGUCACUGGGGUAAUUUACUUGAAAUCCGUGUGAGGCUGUUUGUAGCUAUUUCCUGGCUAACUGUUAUUUUGUUUGUUUUUCGCUUGUGGGAAUCCAAACUUUUAGUAAGAUUUGUUUUUGACUUGACUAACUUGGAAUGUAUGCGAUAGUUCUAUAGGUUGCUGUGUAAUAAUGUUACACCAAAGUAGUAAAUCUCAUUAUUCAGACCUAUUGAAUUCCAUAUUGGUGAAUUCAUUUAAUAUGUUAGCACUAAUCCCUGGUGAUUAGCUGACUCUUGCUGUUGUCCUUCAAAGAAGGGGUUAACCAUGUGUGCAAUAAUAAAUUGCUGGCGCUCUUAAUGCAAUAUUGGUUAAGGACCCAGAAAAAACAACCAGGAAGGGCAGAGAUGAAACAAAACCUGUUUUGAAAAUGAGAAGCUUAUUGUCAAUAGAUAGGCAGGCUGAAUAGUGAAUGCUCAAACUACACAUUUGGAACAUUUUCCCAACCGUAGUGUAGUCACUGCUUGGAUAGUUUAGCUUGAAAUUGUGCUUUCUUUCUUUAUUUUUGGAAAAAUUAUGAUUUGGUGUUUUAUUAAAUUAACUGCAAAGAGUAUCAGUGGAUUUAGUGGACUAGUUUUGGGGUAUUUACUUAUAUGAGAAUGGAGGCAUCAGUCUUACGGUUUACUUUUUACCAUGGCUGGGAAGACCACUACACACAUUGUAUGAUCCAUACCCAAAGUGCCACGCUAAGGGUUACAUUGUAUGAUCCAUACCCAAAGGGCCACGCUAAGGGUUACAUUGUAUGACCCAUGCCCAAAGGGCCACGCUAACGGUUACAUUGUAUGACCCAUGCCCAAAGGGCCACGCUAACGGUUACAUUGUAUGACCCAUGCCCAAAGGGCCACGCUAACGGUUACACUGUAUGACCCAUGCCCAAAGGGCCACGCUAACGGUUACACUGUAUGACCCAUGCCCAAAGGGCCACGCUAACGGUUACAUUGUAUGACCCAUGCCCAAAGGGCCACGCUAACGGUUACACUGUAUGACCCAUGCCCAAAGGGCCACGCUAACGGUUACACUGUAUGACCCAUGCCCAAAGGGCCACACUAACGGUUACACUGUAUGACCCAUGCCCAAAGGGCCACGCUAACAGUUACACUGUAUAAAAAGCGAAGUUUUCUUUCUACGGAUUAUUUUUGGCGCAUAUAUAUAUAAUUUUUUUUUUUUUCAUCCCAUUUAUUAUUUCAUACUUUUACCCUCCAUUGUUACAGGCUACACAUUGGUUUGUUUUUCUCUUAUGUUUUGUCCACGAGAAUCACUCCAAAACAAAGUGGAAGGGUGGUGCUACCAUAUAAGCACACCAGCCUGAUUACGGAGCCAGUACUUAUAUCCUUUAAAUGUGAGUGUUCUGUCUGCUAUAUUACAUACUGGAUUCCACUUUUAAGUACCAUCUGCACUAUUUUGUACACUUUGUUUUUGUUCUUUUACAUGUACUCCACACCAAACCUUUAACCAAGUAACAUGUGGUAAGUUUUGGAUUUGUUUUAGCGCUCCACUUAAAGGUGUAGAUUUUUUCACUUACACCACCUUAAAAUUUCAUAUAUAUAUAUAUAUUGAUGUGUGGAAGUAUCUUAGUUAAUUAUAUUUCUAGGUAACUUUUUAUUUAUAAAUAAAAACUUGUAGCUCCACAUACAGGCCUGGUAAUUGUAGUCUAGUACAAACAAUUGCCAAGACUUUAUCUCUAUGCCCUUUUCCUAAUUUUAACUAAAGUAAUAUAAUUGAAUAUUUUAAAUACUAUUUUAAGCACUUACUAACUUUUCGUAGAUUUCUGUCCUGUAUAACUGGUAACUUUGCUUUGCAAUGGAUGGAAUUUUAAUUCAUAGCAUUAAAUGCUUGACUGUUACAAAGCUCUAAUGCAAGGCCGCCCAGAGGAUGAAUACCCAACUGUUCUCUUAAGGCUUCCAAAGCAUGAUGGGAGUUGUAGCUUUAAAACAGCAGUGAUUCUAUGUUUUUUUCACCACCCCUGCUCCAUAUUGUACAGUUAGGUUCAUGCCUGUUGUGUUUUGAGGCCGGUGUGUGCCAAAUUGGUUUGGGCUCAUGUUAUCCUGUAUAAAACUCGAGUUACUUGGCUUUACUUUUUCUAGAUAUGAAUAAAGUUCUGCUUUGAGGCUGGAUUGGGUGUUGCCAUCUUUGGUUCUUAAGGGGCAGGCUUUUUAAUUCCAAAUCCCACGGUAUAAUAUGAAUAUUUUAACAGCAGUCAUCCACAUAAUUUAAUAAGAGAGGAAAAGUAAUGUGUUCCUAUCACUACAGGAAUGCUGAAUGCACUAAGUGUUUUGAUAUUUACAGUAAAUUAGGAUUUGUAUAGUAAACCACUCAUUGGGAAUUAACCAGGGAAUUGGAAGGAAGGCAAAACCCAAAAUGGCUGGAAUGGAGGGGGGUAUCAUUUCAUAAUAAACUUGUUUACAUUUAUUUGUGAAUUUCGUUAUAAUUGAUCUAGGAUGUAAAUGCGUAUGGAUUUUGUUUGUAAAUUUUAAAGGAUCACUAUAGGGUCAGGAACACAAACAUGUAUUCCUGGCCCUAUAGUGUUAACUCCACCAUCUAGCCCCCCUGGGCCCCUCAUGACUCCAUAAAUAUAGCAAAAUAUUACUGUAUUCAAGCCUGAAGCUGUAGCUCUGCAUGCUGUUUGUCUCAGACUAGCAAGCAGUCUGCUGACAUCAUUAAAAGUGGUGGCCUGAUCCAAUCACAAUGCUUCCCCCAUAGGAUUGGCUGAGACUGACAAAGAGGCAGAGCCAGCAUGAUUUAAACACAGCCCUGGCCAAUCAGCAUCUCUUCAUAGAGAUUAAUUGAAUCAAUGAACCUCUAUUUGGAAAGUUCAGUGUCUGCAUGCAGAGGGAGGAGAUACUGAAUGUCUGCAUGCAUUUUAGGCAGCCAUGACCCAGGAAGGCUCUCUAGCAUCCAUCUGAGGAGUGGCCAGUGAAGUUAUCACUAGGCCAUUUUCUCUGAAAAGACAGUGUUUACAGCAAAAAGCCUGAAGGUAAUGAUUCUACUCAUCAGAACAAAUUCAAUAAGCUGUAGUUGGUCUGGUGACUAUAGUGUCCCUUUAAAAAAAAAAAAAAAAAUUCCUUUUUUGUUUAAAUAGGUGCAGUGUGUGUGCCAAAAUUCUAUACAGUUUUCCUUUAAAGAAACAUUGUAGCACUAUAGUCAUUUCAUCUGAUUUAAACCGGUUACAGUGCUUGGAUCCUCAGAUGCGCUGUCCCUCCGAUCAGUGUUAAAGUGAACCUGUCUUUGCAACCUCACCCAUCUACCCCAAAGCAUUGACCACAUUAUAGAUCACAGAGAAAUACAUGAUGAUGCAUGCAGUGUACAUUUUUGAGAUAUCCACUUACCAUACUCCAAUCAAGUUAUUUUUUGCGUAAAUGUUGGAUUUUCAAUUCACUCAAUAUUCUCUGAUUAUUGAAUAAACUCUAGAGUGGUAAAGGGAACCUGCAGCCAUUUACCUUGGUCUGGACUCCUCCGCUGUGAUCACAUUAGCAAGCUUCAACCCCAGCUCCUCCUCUGCUACACUUUGGUCUGCCCGCACUCCUCCUUGGACGAUCACCGAUUUGGCUUACAUUAUCAGUGAUGUCACGCCACUCCGUUCCUAUACCCCUAGCUAGCGCAUGCAAUGAGUGUCUGCCGAUGAAUUGAGACAAAUGUGAGACAUUUUUUAAUUGGGUUUUUCUCCCAGUCUAUAUAUAGUUAGAAAACCUGCUAGCACAAUGUAUGGAAUUGUUUGCUCCUUUUAGAGAGUAAAGUUGUUUUGAGCACUAUGGGUUCCAUUUAAAGGGACAUUCUAAGCACCGAAGGCUUUCGUUAUCUCAAAGUUUGAUUACAGGUCACUACUUUGCAUAGUUGUGUCAAUAGCCAUUUCAUUUUUAAUUUGUGGACCCGAGAGAAAUCUUAAUGUAUCUUUCCUGGUAAAAUAUUUUAUAAAUUUAGAGUGUCUUAGGAUUGUUAAUGCUGUUUAAUUGCCUUCUCUAGUGUGAGCCGCUGUUACCUGGGUAUUCUACAGACAGCAUUCAGUCUAUCUGAAACCGCAGCUGAAGUGCAUGGAUUAGAGGAGGGGCACUGACUAUAUUAUGAUAUUCAAAGUGUGUCUGCAGCACUUCGAAAGGUAACUGGACAUUUUGCAGUCUGGAUGAUAGUGGCUCUUUCACAUGUCAUGUCACAUUUAGUGCGAAAUGCAACAUACCAGUACCACCACUAAAUGCACUUCAAGAAGGUGCACUGUGGUGUGUGUUUUUUAUUUUUGUUUUUUUAACUCUUCCCUAUUUUGAUCUGGAUUACUUAAUUUCUGUCCACCCAUAUUUAAAAUAGUAUUUGAAUUUCUUGUGAGUGAUUAUUCACUUUUCUUGUUAGUAAUGUGGUGUUAGGUCAUUUCAUUGCUUAGUCAUAGUUUAGCACUGCGCAUACUGUCAUUCGUUCCUAGUGCUUGGUUUAUUAUGUAGACUAUUUCACUGCUGAAAGAAUAGGCUGUAAUGGAAUCCAAAUAUAUGCUAAGCCUUUAAUUCUCAUUACUGGGAUACUCUAAGCACUUUAACCACUAUAGUAUAUUGUAUGAUUGCCUCCAAACUGUUUUUGAACUCUCAGGCUGUUGUACAAAUCAGUCCAGUUGCAGUCAUGAGCUGUGGGGAUGGGUUCAUUUUGUAGUGGUUGUGGUGCUUAGGGUGCCUUUUUUUUUUUUUUGUCAAUCGUGGUUUUAUUGAAAUAAUAGCAUAAUACAAAAAUAAAAUGUUUGACCAGGAUAUAUCAGCAUAGUUAGCUAUGUCACAUAAUUCUGGUUGAUAGACAUCUCAUUUUUAAGUAUUACCAAGUUGGUCGAUUAACUGGUAGCAGAACUAGUAUUGGUGUAAGUGUAUUUUUGAUAUAAAGAACCCUCGGAUAUUAGCUAAUCGAGCAGGAUGCUCACUACAGAUCAGGCAUUCUAAUCUUUUCUCACUGGCUCAAUAAAUCAUUGAUUUAGAUGGCAAAAAGAUAAUAAACAAAUGGAGAUUAAACUAGUUCAAAGAAAAACCUCAACACCGAAAACUAUGUGCAGAGGAAGUGUCCUGAAAGUCUAUCCAAUUCCUUUAGAAGGAUAACUGGGUAGACAGGAGGUUGAGAGCUGAUAAAGUCCGUUGUCUCCUUGUCACUGGGUUCAUGGCUUUCAAAAGUUUCAGGAAAAUGCCUCCAGGUCUGUUUACAGACAGAAACACCAUGCUCCCUAGUCAGAGCGAUCCUGGCCUUCUGAGCGAUCCUGGUCCUAGAUCCAGUACGGAGUAUUAAUCUUCUAUGUCAAGUAACAGCUUGGCAUUCCCGCUGUUGUUUCGGGGCCUUCCGGGUGUAAAACCAGUGCAGGAGUCUCUCCCAUCCAGUGCCAUUGUGCCCUUAAACAUCAAGCAAUGGGGACCCUGAGACCCUCCGUAGCAGCCUGCUCUUAGUCAGAACGUGGCAAUGAAGAUUGUUGUGGUAAAUUGGGUGUAGAAUUGAUAGCCAACUUCAGCCAAGAAUACCAACACAGUCAGUCACAUGUCUUUGGUAAGUCCCGCUCAGCACAAUCAGGGAUGUCAGCCAUUUUGGAACCACCAGGUAAGUCAGGGCUCGACAAAUCCCAGUCGCAAUGGCGGUUAAGAAUUUUGCCCUGGCUCCUGGGAUUGGUCACCCCGUUCCCUUCUCUUUCUCCUAUCUCAAUCCUCGUGUAGCACUCUGUGUACCGGGAGGAAGUGAACUUUAACUACUUUCCUCCGGUGCUAAGGGCCGCACUGCAGGACACCUGGCAAAAUCGUCUGUUUGCCGCCCGCCCGCCCACAUUUCACAGACCCAACCGCCCGCACAAUAGUUCCACUGCGCGGCUUCAUCGCCGGGAGGAAGUAAUUGCAGAUCCCUUCACUUCCUCCCGGCGCACCGUGAGCUGCAUGUGAUAUCGAGACAGGUGGAGGAGAGUCUUGACCAGCAGCAGCCCUCCAUUAGGUGCAGCCAGCCCCACCAAUCUGCCUCUUGCAGUGCCCAGUCCCACUGGAUCCCAGGGAAGCAAGUCUCCUGCGCCCAAAAUAUAGAAAACAGGAGAGUGGCUAAAAAUAUGUAUUCACUUUUUUAUUUCUAUGUGUAUAUACGUCUGUCUGUGUGUGUGUGUGUGUGUGUGUGUAUUUGUGUGCAUCUAUGAUUCUUUGUGUGUGUAUCAAAUAAUAAAUAUCUUGUCAGUGCCUCUUUGUCAGUGACUGUGUAUGUUUAGGUCACCAGCCUCCGAUCGCAUGGGAAUGGUGUUUUUCCAACGCCGUGCCAGUCUAGCCGCAGCUUGCCUGCCUCCAUAACUGAGAUUAUCAAUUGCCAAUCAACAUCACCUCAUGGUGAAGCAUUAAAGCAAUGCAUCUCUAUGGGGAACUUCAGCGCCGCCUCCACGCUGAAUGUAGGUGCUGCAUAUUGUGCAGCACUGAGAUAGGAGACACUUUAGUGGCUUGUGAGUGACUGCCACUAGAGGUGUUACCUAGGCAGCAAGGUAAACAUUGGCUUUUCUCUGAAAAAGCAGAGCUUACAUUGAAAAACCUACAGGGACAGGUUAUAGACACCAGUAUAAAAAACAUCACACUGGCUUUCACCUUUGCAAUUUUGUGCACUUAAAACAAUUUGGUAACAUUACUAUGUAAUUGCUAUACAUUCUGAAUUUGAAGGAUUUAAACAGAAAGGAAAGAUAUGAAAGUUCCUUAGCGGUUUCGGGACAUCUGUAACUCUAACAUAGUGGAACAUGUUGUUUGGCGCUAUAUAGGUUAGCUUAAAAAAUAACCAAGAUUGAGCAGGAAAAUAGUGAUGGAAGAGGUGCACAAAGGAAUAUUUUGCUUACAAUAAGGGAAUUAUUAGGCGAAUAUAGGAAAAGUGCCAGAAACCCAGACUAAAAUUGAAUAUAUAUAUAUAUAUAUAUAUAUAAUUUUUUUUAUUAUACACAUACCCUGCUGAGUAAAUUAAUGUCUUACAGGGUUAUUUACUGAAGUGAGAAUUGUCUGGAAUACAAAGGGAAUGUCAAAUCCAUUGCCAAAAUGUUAUUUUGGUCUAAUAUUUGAAAUUCACUUUAAAUUGAAUCUGACACUCUCAGCCUAUCAACCGCAGCUCCUAGUCCGAGGCUUUCUGAUUCAAUCCUGAUUUGAGUAUGCAUUGGGUUGAUUCCACUGUUGGCCCUUCGGUCCUAGUACUCCUGAUUAGUGGCCAGGAGUUUCUAUAGCCUCUUCCUGUCUAAUGGAGUUGUAUGAGGAAUAUGGGGCUAAAUUCUGCACUCUUCAGGAAAGAUGGAUAUAUUUUUCUAUAUGCAGUUAUGUCAUUUGAGUGUGCAAUGGUCCAGAAAUGUUCUUUGCGGUUUUGUUAUGGAGAGACGUCCUGCAGGAAAGUCUAGUUCUUGAAGGCAGCCAUCAUGUUGUUAUUUAUAUAGCGCCAAAAAGUUCUGCCGCGCUUUACAGUGUGUGGACGAACAAACAUGUAGUUGUAACCAAACAAGUUGGACACACAGGAACAGAGGGGUUGAGGGUCCUGCUCAAUCAGCUUACAUGCUAGAGGGGGUGGGGUAAAGUGACACAAAAGGUAAGGAUAGUAUUAGACUAAUGACAGUUGCAAGAACGGAAUCAGUCGGGAGAAAUUAACAGUUUAAUUGAUACGCUUUUAUGAAGCAGUGGGUUUUUAAUGAUUUUUUGAAGGAGUGGAGACUGGGUGAGCAUCUAACGGAGGGAAGGGAGUUCCACAGGAACGGUGCAGCCCUUGAAGUCUUAAAGGUGAGCAUCAGCAAUGGGAGUACGGACAGAAGAUUGACGUAAGUCUUCAGCAGAGCGUAAGGGCCUAGACGGGACGUACUUGUGUAUCAUGUUAUGAUAAAGUCCUGGAAGCUGCAGUUGCCCGCUGCUUAAAGAGCACUCUGAACAGCAUAAACAGAAUGGCUCGUUAUCAAGGUUAUGGUACAAUAAGUCUCUUUGGGGUUUUCGAGCAGUUUAGACUUAAAGGGAUAAUAUAGUUACCAAGACCACUUCAGCUCAAUGAAGUGGUCUGGGUGCCAGGUCCCCCCAGGUUUUAAGCCUUCAGAUGUAAACAUAGCAGUUUCAGACCAUGUUUACAUUGCAGGAUUAAUCCAGCCUCUAGUGGCUGUCUUCCUGACCGCCACUAGUGGCACUUCCGUGACGCUCAAUGCUGCCUUUUUCGGAACUGCUAUUGGUUGUGAAAGCAGUCAGUCACUGGAAUUCAUAAUGUUGUUGGCUGUCUCUACAUCAAACAGCCAAUCACUGUGCCACAUAUAUUUUGAAACAUACUUUGAAUUCUGGAUUUGUAAAUCUGCAAUUAUGAAAUCUACCAUCUUCUGCCUUUUGUUCAGGGCUUCUGUGUAAUGAAUUUUAAUAAAGUAAUUUGUUUUUGUUUGUUCACCCCCCUAUUAAGUUGCUUUGUUUAUGAAAAAAAUUGUGAAUAGACAAUCUGCUAUUUCUUUGCUGAGUAGUUUAUUAAACAGCUGCAUGCAGGCUCUACGUAUAAUUUUCUGAUAAAGGUAGGAUGGAUAGUUGUUGGGACAAAAUCAGUGAUUGUCUAAUAUUUCCCCCCCCACCCCCUGCAUGUACACAGCAAAAUAACAAAUUUCAGAAACUCACGCACACAAUCAGCAAUGUAUUAAUUAUAGCAGUAAAGCUAAAAAGAACCAGUCAUGCCUUAUCUGGCCCUCCGCCCCCCGCAACGAUACCGACCUCCGGUAUGCCUUCACUCCUCACCGUUUUGCCCUGCUAGGGAAAGGCCCCUCCAUGAUGGAAACGUUUCUUAAUAUCCGUUCCUACACUCUCUAAUCGGCCCUAGUGGCAUUGGCUAGAGAUGCGCUGUGUGUCGAGAGCAGGAGGACUUCUUUUGGGAGGUCCCUUAUGCUCUCCCCGUAAAUCAAUUCUUUGGCAUAGAGUUUAUGCCCAAAAAUGUAUUGAUUAGGUGAGAGAAAAACCGAUUUCCUUAAAAAUAAAAUGUCUCCCAAUUUAUAAUUUGGUAGCAAAACUCUUUGAAAUGAGCAUUAGUAGUUUGGGGGAGGAGAGGGGUGUGGUAAGGGGGUGACAAGUUCUCUUUUAAACAGAAACAUUUUUAAUAAUUAAGGAUUUUUAAUAAGAAGAAAAAAAUAAAAUCAAGCCAUUUAAAUUUAGUUAAUAUGCCACAACAUGGAGGCUUUGUGAUGACUGACCCAUUGCGUUCCUGUAGGCAGUUGUCUGCAAGCUCUUUUGACUCUGUGUUCUAUGCUUUGCAAGAUACUCUGGUUUACAUGGCACAUUUCUUCGCUGGAAUUCUUGGCCCGAUCUCUAGACUGCAUCUGUGCUGUGAAGACAAUUUUUUGCUCAAUAUAGAACAAGCCUGGCUUUGCUUGUGUUUUGUGGGCUGUGCUGGUUGGAGUCCAAGAGUGAUGUAAAAAAAUCUCAUUCUAAAUUGUGUGCGUGCGUAUUUGUCAUAUUCCAGGUGCUAGGUAGCAUUGCUGACAACAACUGUCCCUGAUAUUCAGAAAUUCUCUCUAGAUACAUAAGUUCUCGGUUUCAGUAAUUUUGUAGCUUUUAAAACAAAAAGCUAGAUCCCGAAAUUGUGUAUUUAUUUUUCCCUACGUUUUUCCAAGAAUGCUAAGUAUAGGGAAAAGAAAUAUAGAUCAAAUUAAAGCUGCUACGUUCGCUGUCACCAAAGAGAAUUUGGCAACGUUUUGGACCAAAUAUCAGAUUUUGAUUAUGCCUUUAUAUACCAUUGUCAUGUAAUAAACCGCAGCGUGAAUUUCCUCCUACCGUUGCAUUUUAGAAGUCCUCAGUCUUCCAGGUGACUAGCCAUGUUUGUAGUCCGUCUGUUGCUUCUCUCAUUCAGGAGGUGUAUAUUUCCUGCUAUAUUUACCUUGCUGCUCUCUUGUGGCUUACUACAGUUGAGUUACGAUGCAGGGUCUCUGGGGAGCAGUAAGAAAAUGCAAACAUCGCUCCUUCUUUAUCUCCGAGACCCACCAAGGUCACCAGGGUUCCCAUGUUUAGGUGUUUGAUAACGGGCACUUGCUGGUAGGUUUAUGGCAUUUUCAACUAACCUAGGCAGUAUUUCUUUUUCAAUGUUUCGCCAAUGCAGACCACAUUGUAUUGACGCGUGACAACACGAGUGUGGGGUACUUUGUUUCUCUUCUACACAGAACCUGUUUAUUUAUUAAAAUAUUUUCUCACUUAAGAUAUAUUGAAAUUGACUGUAUUUCACCGCAUAAUAGUCGCCACCGCAUAAUAGUCGCAACCUGGUUUCAGUCCAAAAAUAGGUUCAAAUUCAAUUCAUCACAUAAUUGACCAUUGCUGUUUUUGGCGAGACAUUCUUAUUCUUAAAAACUGAUGGCGAACAUCCUACUGUUCUUAUACUGAAGGGAGGGUUUAUUACCCAUCAGUUUAUUGUAUUUUAGUGAAUUUUAUCUAUGCAAUGCAAUGCGUCAUAAUUAACUGUAGCCCAUGAACCUUAUAUGUAUAUUAAAGAAACACUAUAGGCACCCAGACAACUUCAGCUCAUUGAAGGGAUUUGGGUACAGUGUCCCUAUUGUCCUUAGUCUUGCAAUGUAAAACAUUGCAGUUUUAGAGAAACUGCAAAGUUUACAGGACAACAGCGUCUAGUGGCUGUCUACCCGGGAUUUAAGGUCACUUAACUGAUGCUGGACGUGCUCAAGCUCUGCAUAAGGACAUCCAGUGUCCGUGAAAUCCCCAGAGGAAAGCAUUGAGUCAAGAAAUAUACACAUUGCCUGUCUAUAGAAUAUAUUUACGUAUAUGCAAUAUGAUUGUGAUUUUUAUUAUACAUGCACAUGUGGACUGUUAAGGUUGACAAUGUCUGUUUCACAAACAAAUGACUGGCGAUUUCCACAAAAGGCUGGUGAUUAAUCGCCAAGGAAUUCUGAGCUAUUGCAGUGUAUUCAUCACUGUUAUAUGCUGCUUGAAGAUAAGAGCAGAGGUCAUUAAUCUCGAAAGCUUGCACUUCAAUACAAUUCCGCUAGCUAGUAGGGUAUAUUUUCUAAAUUCCUUCAAUAUGUCAGUGUCUUUAUUAUGUGCGGAUGAGCAAUGAGUGAGAAAUGUUCUAUGGAUGUUUUUGCAAAGCUGUUAGCCCCCUACUGUUCAUGUUUUUGUUUAGUUUUUUUUCCCAUUCAUUACAUUAGGCAAAAAUAUUCCCAUUUUGGUUCCUGCUUUGGACCGCUUGAAAAUUGUGGUUGGUUAGUCGACAAGCAAUAAAACGUGUCUGUCAUGGUGCCAAAAUUAAAUAUAUAAAGUGGCAUAUUUUUGUUUGUUUAAAAUCUAUAGGCCCAAGGUUGAGCAUGAUGCUGGUGGAAUGCUCAUACAAUUUAGAAAAUGUUUUUAGUGAUUUAAAUAUCCUGGAAUUUCUUAGGUACAUUAUUGCAUUGUUUUUUUUAACCCCUUAAGGACCAAACUUCUGGAAUAAAAGGAAAUCAUGACAUGUCAUGUGUCCUUAAGGGGUUAAGCCUGUUUGAAUCAGUCUGUGAUUUGGUAUCUUAAAGGAACAUGCCAUUUAAUUUUUUAACAAUUUAGUACAAAUACCCCAAAUGAAAAAAUGCAUAUCUUACAAGCUAGUGGAAAAAUGAUCCCACGCUAAGGUUCAAAAUAUGCUUUUUGAAAUACCCUGGGAUGUCUUCUUUAAGAAAUGGUAUGGGGUAUUCGGAUUAUAUAGCCUGGUAAAACACUCUAAAAUGGGACAUGGGCACAGCGUAAAAAUGUAAAGUUUGGAAAAAACUGGAAUGGCUGUAUCCCAAAUGUGCCCCUCUGAUGUCCACAUAUACCUGGCAAAGGUACAUACGGUGGUAUUGCUGUACUCAGACCACAUAGCUGAGCAACUUAUGAAGUAUUAUACAGUCGUAGCACACAUAAGGUUUGCAAAAUAUACUGUGCAAACUCACUUUGUGUCAAAAAGGCAGAAAAAACGCUUAUUACCACUACACCUGAUACAAGCUAGUGGAAAAAUGAUCCCACGCUAAGGUUCAAAAUAUACCCUUUGAAAUACCCUGGGGUGUCUAAUUUAAGAAAUGGUAGGCCUUUGUGGGGUAGUUUGAAUUUAAAUCCUGCGAAGAUGCUUGGAAAUUGCACAUACGCCCAGCGUCAAAAUUCAAAGUUCAGUAAAAACUGAUAAAUGGCUUGGUCUCCUAUAUGGCACUGUAGCUUCACAAAAUAGUGCCAAAGACAUACUCAGAAGACUUAGCUGAGCAUAAUUUGGGGGGUUUGAACUUAGUGGCACAUAUGAAAAAUACAAAAUGCCCAGCAAAAAUGCAAUCCGUAUAUAAAAAAAUAAAAAGCACAAUUAUUUUUUACCACAUACUUUGGCAUAUAUUGGUGAAAAAAUGGGGCCUGUUAAGGCACAAUAUGCACCUUAUGAGAUACCCUGGAGUGUCUGCUUUUACAAAUGGUAGGCCUUAGUGUUUUUUUUUUUUUUUUUGAACAGUCAAACUUUUAUAUAAUAAUACCCCAAAUGUAAGCAAAGGCUCAUUAAAUCAGUCUCAAAAUUCUAUUGUGAAUACUGAAAAGGACAGGUAUCCUGUAUGGCACUGUAACUUCACGAAAUAGUGCUAAAGACAUACAAUGGGGGUGUCAUUUUACUCAGCAGAUGUAACUGAACACAAAAUAAAACAGGAAUAGCACACACCAACUUUACAAAAUAUACAUGAGAAUUUCUUUGUUAUAAGUUUGUGUGCCAAAAAACACAAAUGCAAUUUUACUCCAAUAUUUAGCAGAGGUUGGCGGUGAAAUGGCUACGUAGAAAGUGUCAAAACAACCUUAGGACAAUAGCCUGUGAUGUCUACUUUAUAUAAAUAUAUACUUUUGUGUGGCAAUUUUGUUUUAUUUUAUGGCUAUGACAAACAUACCAAAUUCUAAAAUCGCUCCACAUUAAAAGUUUUUUACUCCUUGUGCUUUGUGACCUGUAACUACCAAAAAAAAACUUAAAAUCCCAGACAAAUCAGAACAACUAAAUGAAUUUAUUUUUAAUUACUUUCUUUAACCUGCACUAAUUAGGUACACAUUAUUAUUGCAAAAACUGUAAAAAAAUAAAAACAAUUUUUUUUUUGUUGUUGCAUUUUUCUGUAUUUUUUUUAAUAUAUAUAUUAGUGUGUGUGUGUAUGUGUUACAUCAAAUUAAAGCCCUUUCUGUCCUUUUAAAAAAGAAAAGGUAUAUAAUGUGUCGGUGCAAUAAAUUAGUAAAAUGCAAAUUGCAGUUGAACGUAAACAGCAAAAAAUGCUGUUGUCAUUAAGUGAAAGACAAGCUUCUGAAGCUCUGUCCUUAAGGGGUUAAUUAAAUGCAUGUCGGUUUUCACUAUAUUUACUAAACAAUGAAUUUAUUUUUGGGCAAUGUGGUAUACCUUUAAAUGGUGUACAUGACAAGCAAGGGCAGGGAAGGUAAUUAAAGCACUCCCAAAAAAGUGUGACCCCAGAAAAUUAAAAAAUUAAAAUCACAAUUUAAUGUGGGGGAUAUGUGGAUGAGAUCUUGUUGUGAUUUUGUUAAUGACUUACAGCAAUGGAGAGUCAACAUGGCUCACACCACGCAAAUGCCAAACAUAACCAUGCUAAUGCUCCAUGAAUGAGCACCUUGUCUUAAUAACCCAGUGGUUUCACAAUGUAGCUAAUGAAGCCCUUUCAACUAUUCAUGCGUUAAGCAACACCUGAAAGUUUUAAUUUGACAGCUCGCUAACGAGAUUAUUGACUAAAGUAUGAUUUCUGGGAAUCCAACAUAUAUUUCACAUUUUAUCCCAAAAUAGCCCAACUGAAAACACGGCUGGCUAGGAGAAUUGAUCCAGUUUGGCCACUUAUGUCUAAAUUAGAGAUUUCCCAUCUCUCUGUAGUCUUAUUUGACCUAAUUAUGGACUUGGAGAAAGGAGGUUUUUUUUUUUGGUUUUUUUUUUGCUUUCUCGUGUGGCCUUCAUUUUGCGAAAGUGAUCACAAACCAUUGUUCAGUGAAUAUACCCCACGGUAUUGUGGGAAAGUUGUGUAAAGUGAUCACAAUCUGUGUUGUUUUUCCCCACAUCUGUGAAAUGGCAGCAUAUGGCUGAGGCAGGCCUGUCUGGCAGCAGACGGACUCAUCGUGUGGUUUUACUGGCUUUGCAUUCUCUGCAUUAAGGCGCAGUUCAAUGGUCAAGUGAUUUCCUGUUCAGCGAAGUGUAUUUCUCUCGCGUCCGUUUCAAAUGUCUAAGAUGUAAACUGGUUCCUUUUUUAAAAUUUUUUUUAUAUUCCUAUACAUCGAUACUAUAGUAUGCCUAAGUUUCUUCCAUAUUUUCAAAGUAUUAUCCUGGUUUCUGUCGACUAUUUAUAUAUAUAUUUUUUUAUUGUUUUAUAUCCCCAUCGCAACGCUCUACAAAGUAUGUUUAAACUAUAAAAACUAACAUCAUAGAAGAUCUGUGGGGUUUUUGUUUGUUUUGCAGGACUACAUUCUAAAUGUUUGUCUUCUUUUAAACCCCUGGAAUUUCUGUGCUAGAGAGCAGAAUUAUUGAAAUCAGUGGUUCGGUAUUUUUUUUGUUUGGUUUUUUUCCUCUCUUGAUUUCUUUGUGACUCUGCCUAUUAGUAAAUGAAAGCUGAAAACAAUGGGAAACUGUCUUGCGAGAGUGCAUGCGUUCUCUUUCAAUGAAGGGACAGUCGUAAUGCUCUGCACGUGACAGCUUGUAUAAUCAUGUGACUGGCGCUUUAAGAGUGCCUGAGAACAGGGACAGUGUUUGAGCAGAGCAGAUUGGAUAGUGCUGAAACCAGUCUAUGCAUGAGGCCAGCUUGUAGCCUUCUCCAAUACUGUGAUCACCACUCCCAUUAUUGUAAGCGUUGGAGGCAGGACUGAUUGCUUGACCUUAGGAAGGAGUAGGGUUGUGUGGCGCAGCAUUAACCUGCAGUGUCAUUACAUAAUGAUGUGCUGCACGUAAACCUUUUGUUUAAAAGGGUUGGAGUUUGUCCCCGUCACUCUGUUUCCUGGCAUUCCUCCUCCACGGUGACUUGCAUCAUUUAAUAGAAAGUGUAGCUAUGCUUUAAACAGAGCCCAGUUCACAAUUUCUUGAAUGCAAUGGGUACAAUCUGGGAUAAGAGGGCUCUGUCCGUUGUAAACAAUAUGGACCAAAAUAACAAAGUCAGCCCAAUAUAUUAGGAGUUACUGCUUUUUGAUAUCUGCAAAAACUGACACAUCUAAAUCUCUCUCCUAAUUCCACAGCACUUAUAAAACGCGUUGUGUAGACUGAAAAAGAGUACAAAAUGAAAGUGCCAAAACAAGAAAUAGAAACAGUGUAUGUAUUAAAUUUACAUAUGUUGCUAAUGUUAACAAGCAAACGGUUAUUGAGUUACAGCAGCGUUGUAACUGGUGGGUUAGUCAUUGGCCGGUUUGUGUGACGGAGUCAAAGGUCCACAGUUUGUGUCUUAUGCUCCAAGCAGGAUUUGCGGGUUUAUAUCUCUAAAAAUGACAAUUCUGGCUCAGAUACAACGCUGUCCACAUGCCAUAAGUGUAAUUGUUAUUAUCAGGAUUAUUUUUAAAAAUUGUGAAUUGUCUAGAAUUCAAAAUGGAUUUCAGUAGCUCACUUGUAAAAACUUGCCAAGUCAGCUAUGCUUUUAGUUUGGGCUAUUUUGGUCUAAAAUGUGUAAUGCAUGUUGAAUUCCUGACGUUUUACACUGUAGCGAAUAACGCCAUAAUGAUACAGCUGUACAAUAUUCUAAAGCAAGCAUGUCAAACGCAAAGGCCAACAUGGGCUACAUAAACAAGGAUUAUGUGGGCCGCAAAAAACAAACUUAAAGGACCACUAUAGUGCCAGGAAAACAUACUUGUUUUCCUGGCACUAUAGUGCCCUGAGGGUGCCCCCACCCUCAGGGUCCCCCUCCCGCCGGGCUCUGGGGAGAGGAAGGGGUUAAAAUCUUACCUUUCUCCAGCGCCGGGCGGGGAGCUUUCCUCCUCCUCGUCUCCUCCUCUUCAGCUGACUGCGCAUGCGCGGCAGGACCUGUGCGCGCAUUCAGCCGGUCUCAUAGGAAGGAAUUCAUAAUGCUUUCCUAUGGAUGCUGGCGUCUUCUCACUGUGAAUUACACAGUGAGAAGCACGCAAGCGCCUCUAGCGGCUGUCAAGAGACAGCCACUGGAGGCUGGAUUAACCCAUUUAUAAACAUAGCAGUUUCUCCUAAUCCAUUCCCUGGUGGUCUGUUUAUCCGAUCUGCAGCUCCGACGCGUGCAGAGCUUCAGACCACAUGGUAAGUGUCUUGCGAUCUCCAGUCAGAGCGUUGCCUUUGUAACCCGCUGCAACGCUCUGACUGGCUGAAGAUCGUAACAUACUUCAGUCUCCAGCUCUGCACCCAGCAGAGCUGCAGACUGACUGUAGUGCUGGCUCUCUCAGAGAAGGCUGAGGGAAGGGUCUCGCACUGACGUCAUAAUGGGCAAGCUGCCAGGCCCUCGGUCUUAUACCGAGGACCCGACUUGUUAGUCUGCCCUAAGGUGAUCUUGGCGGCCGUGAGGCCUUAGGCAGCCACCUAAAUCGCCUAAUUAGAGAGCUGCUUCUGCUGAGCCGCAAAUAUAGUCAUUGUGGACCGCAUGUGGCCCGUGGGCCGCAAGUUUGACAUGCUUGUUCUACAGCAUUGGUUCAGUUGGUGUAAGCAACUUCUAAUUCUAGAAGAAAUAACACAAAAAGUAAUGUACAAUGUAUAGAAAAUGGCUUGACAUGAGUACAACCUUUAUCGCAAUAACCAAACACGGAAACUUGGCAGCACUCCAAUAUAUAACAGCCGGCCCCAGUAAGUUUGACACAUGGCAUUUCACACUGGUGGGUCUGACAUAUGCCAACUUAGAUAAAGUGGAGAUCGAAAAAAGGUGUACAUUUUUUUUGUUUUAGCUAUUGCAGCACUCCAUGAAUUAUACAGCAAAUUGGGAACUAUAGACAAAAGGUUGCAAAUGCCAAAAUUUAGUAUUGCUGGAAAAGAAAAAUCUUAUGUUAUUUUUAUAUUUUUACAUUUUAGUUGAAAUUGUGCUUGGAUUAGAAGCUGCUGUUUUUAAAACUGCAAACUUGAAAAUAACUUGGUUCACAGUUGUUGAGUGUGAUGUAUAAUACAGCUUUAUGUCUGCAUUACUGCAAUUGUAGCCCAUAGAUUUGUAUUUUUCUUAAAAAAAAAAAAAAAAGUGUUGCUUCACGUCUUGUUCCAUCCUACUAGGGCACUGCAAGUGAAAAUAUAUUACUGGUUUAUCACACAGGAAAGGAAUCUGUAUUCUAGAUCUGAGUAAUAACUACCUUCCCAGUUAGAACACAUCGUCGAGAAGAAUUGUAAGCAGCAAUUUGUCUUACCUGGACUUUAACUUCUUUCUGUAUGAGUUAGUAGUGCCAGGCAAUAAUCAUUUUUAUAGGAUGUUAUUUCGUCAUAGGAUUUGAAAUGUUCUAUUAAGAUGUACAUUGUUCUACCAUAAUUAGAUCACAUAGGCUAAUUUUUACGAUCUGUUUCUCUAUAUUCAUUGUUGAUACAUUUUCUUCCCCUGUUAUGUUACCUUGAAUGCCUACGUGCUUGCAUUUUGUAUUGAUUUAUCAAAUUCAAUUCAAAUUAAAAACGCCGCUCUAUCUGACUGCACAUGGCUAGAUUGCAAAUCGUAAUCUUGUUUGGUGAGUAGCUCCAUGUUUUUGGAGGAUUACCCUAGUGGCUGUAUAAAUCUAAAAAUAAAUGUGACUCUGCUUCUUUGCUGUGGACACGCAAUGUUUUUAUAGUUUACUGUAAUAUCUGUCACAGUAUAUAAAGAAUGGCAGCAUGUGAUGGGGGGAAAAAAUGUCACCACAGUGGGGAGGUAGAAUAAGUGAGAUAAUGUCCACUAGAACGCAUCUUCAUGUCAAAUGAUUUAUUGCGAUGACUUUUGCUAUGCUGUAAAAAGAUAGGGAUAUGGGAGAUAGGAAAGAAAGCCAGAGGAGGUAAAGAAGGGUACCGGAGAUAAGACAUGGACUACUUUUUAAUUUAUGGUGCAGGAUUUUAAGGAGUUGCUAAAGUUUGUUUUAGGUUUCCUCUUGCUUUUAACCAUGUUUUAUCUAAGUUGGGGGGGAGGCAUUUGAAGUGGCUUCAGCUAUUCCCUUAUAUCUGCUUUCUAAUGCAGACGCCACUGAUCAUUAGAACUUCACAGCCUAAACAAAAGGGAUAACCGAAUAGAAGUGCUUUGUGGCUGGCAAAGGACUAAACGUUUCUUUGAAGUACAGUAACUUUUGUGUUUUAGUUUUUUUUCUUUUUGUUAUAUUAUGAACGUUUAAAGGAACGCGAUAGCGUUGAGAAUACAAAUUUGUAUUCUUAAAUAGUGUCCUAGUCACCAUUUUGGUGACUGCUCCCCUUGCAAAGGUUACAAAUGUAGUUAAAGGACCACUAUAGUGCCCUGAAGGUGUCCCCACCCUCAUGGCCCCCCUCCCGCUGGGCUGAAGUUGGAGGAAGGGGUUAAACACUUACCUUUCUCCAGCGCCGGGCUCCCUCGGAGCUGGGAACUCUCCUCCCUCUUCUGCUAAAUGCGCAUGCGCGGCAGGAGCCACGCGCGCAUUCAAUCAGACCAUAGGAAAGCAUUCUCAAUGCUUUCCUAUGGACGCUGGCGUCUUCUCACAGUGAGAAGCACGGAAGUGCCUCUAGCAGCUGUCAAUGAGACAGCCACUAGAGGCUGGAUUAACCCAUAUGUAAACAUAGCAGUUUCUCUGAAACUAUGUUUACAGCAGGCAGGGUUAACCCUAGAGGGACUUGGCACCCAGACCACUUCAUUGAGCUGAAGUGGUCUGGGUGCCUAUAGUGGUCCUUUAACUUUUCUGAUGCACUGAUCUCUCCGCAGUUACACUGCCUCCUUGGCUAAGAUCAUCAAAAGCAUCAAUCCAAUGCUUUUGUUUUGUGGUUUGUUUUUUGUUUUGCUAAAUAAGUGAUGAUUUAUACUGUAAGAAAUGUUUUAAAAGUUGAAUUUUAAAAACAAUGAAAAUUUUUUUUUUUUUAACUUUUCAUUUGGAGUCCUCAGGGUGCCAUCAUUUUGUGGAUUUGCAUAUUUUUCAGAGGACCAGCAAUAUGCAUUUAAAUAUUUGCCAGGUGUGUAAUAAUAAAUGAAUUUAAAAAAAAAAUAUAUAUAUUUUUUUUUUCUCUACCCCUUAAUUCUGCUGUGAGAUUGAUGAACUUUUGAGAAAAUAAAAUGUUGAUUUGUAAAAUGUAAUUAGUGUAAGGUGAGCUACUAAGGAUGCACAGGGGCAUCUAAUAGGUUAUUUAACUUAUUUUGUUUUUGGCUCUGUUCAAUCACAAGUGUUUCUAUUUAUACAGUCAAUCAUUAUGUGGCAAUGAUCAUAAUUAUGUCCUGUUUUAGAGUACAAACUUCAGUAGUUACUACAGGUUGGACUUGGCAACUGUGACUCAGUGUGUGCCUUCAAAGGUCGGCCUAGUAUUUCCUUUGGUCAGUACGUGUGUAAAUCCAUAAAGUAGUUUUCUUCUAUUUUCAGAAUGCCUGCUUAAGUCUAUUUCCCUUGCUAGUAGUGCCAUCAAGUUAAAUUUACUUAUUGAGGGGAACAAAAUGGUAUUCUAAACUGUAACUGUUAUCCAGCAAAGUAAUUUAAAGGGACCUUGUCCUCCUGGUGUAGUCACCAGUACCACUUUAUCUCAAUGAAGUGGUCUGGGUGCAGUGGCCAUGUCUUUUUUAACCGGGCAGUGUAAAACAAAUCCGUUGUGAUACCGACAGCCACUAGAGGCUUUCCCUGCACUGAUCGUGUAAAACAUUCUCUUUUGGCAAUUAAGAUGGUCAUCAAAUUCCUUUUAUUCACAGAAGUUGAGAUAUGUUGGGAGUCAAUCACAGAUUCAGAUGAGUAAGGGUUUUGGAAAUAAAUCCUAACUUGGCUGAUAAACCAUUUACAAAUCUGAUUUUAAUGACUGUGGAUCCCUAAUCUUCACAAGGGGUUUGCUUAGUAGUUCUUUCCCCCAAGAGUAAAGUCUGUAGUUUUGUUAUCAAAAAUUUUCAAGUAAAAUAUCUAUUAGAGCAAAUUAUUAAUGGAUUGGUUAUUUGUUCGUUAUUCCCAGCAGCCAAAGGAUAACAAUAUCUGAGCCGCUGUGGCCAGUGUGUUACUUACUGGCAGGAGUCCUCGUGAUGGUUGGUGAGAAUGUAAUUAAAAAGUAUCUUUUUAUUAUUCGGUUCCUAGGAUUUGUAGCUCACUCAUGCAGUGAUCAGGUUUAUGUCCAAUUGUAUAGCGCUGCAGAAUAUGUAGGCGCUUUAUAAAUACCAGUAAUAAAUAAAUGACCAAAUUGUCUGCCCAAAGAGUUUAACAUUAAAUUUCAAUAAAGAAACGCUAUAGUGUUUGGAAUACAUGUUUGAAUUCUCAACACUAUAGUGCUGGAGUGCAUGUUUAGGUAACCAGCCCUCCUCAGAAUGGAGUCAAAGGGUAUUUUACUUAUUUACCAUUGCCUCAGCUGGCCCUGCCUCCAUGGCUGAGAUAAUCAAUAUUGAUGAUUGCACCCAAUCCAAUGGGUUGAAAUGCUUCAAUGUUUCCUAUGGGGAGGUCUAAUGCGCAUGCACAUUAAACCCUGCUCGUCUCGAAACAAAGGAGGGGUGGAGCUUCAACCCAGCGCCAAGGGAUAUCUAUGUUGGGAUCAGGUAAGUAAAUAAAGGGUUUUUAACCCUUUAUUUACUGGGUAGGAGUGGACGUGAGGGGGCAGUCAGAGGGAUCGGUAGUGCCAGGAAUACAGCUUUGUGUUCCUGGCACUACAGUAUUCCUUUAAGGAAAUGAUUAUACUCACCAGAACUACAUUAAGCUGUAGUUGUUCUGGUGACUAUAAUGUCCAUUUAAAUCUCAGAUCUGAAUCUGUCAAGUGCUUAAAGUAGAAGGCUUCUCAUUCUACUGCACAAUCUAUUUUGUCUGUUGCUUGUAUAGUUGUUUUGGAAUAUGUUGGUGCUUUAUAAUGAAUAAAGGUGGUCUGACUUGUGGCUUUAAAGGGACACUGUAGGCACCCAGACUACUUCAGUUCAUUGAAAUGGUCUGGGUGCACUGUACCAGGUCCCUUAACCCUGCAAAGGUAAUUAUGGCCGUUUUUAAUAAACUGCAAUAAUUACCUUUUGAGGGUUAACUCCUCUUCUAGUGGCUGUCUACCAGGGGUGGGAGCACUAUAGGGAGCUAUGGUGCCAGGCAAAUAACUGUGAGCCUAUGUGAAAUUAUGCUGAUUUUGAAAUCUGCCACAAUGAAGAAUUUGGGAAUUUAUCCAAUUCGGUUAAUGUCUUCAGUUCUGCUACUUGGGCCUAACCAUUCACUUUGAAUUCUGCACAGUGAGCACAGACUGCAGAACACGGUCUUGUCGGUACUUGUCACUGCCCUUUGCUAUGUAGGGAUGAGAGUGUGUAAUGUUGCAGUCAUGAAAAAAUAUGGGUGUGUAGACUGGAAAAGCAGGCAUCAUCAAUAGAGUAACAAGCUGACUUAAAUGGAAUUAAUGCCCUUCUUAUAAGAAAAGUCAGAUAGUGACACAUCACCCUAAACCCUCCCUCGACAAUAUCUUUAAGGUCAGGUGCAUUGAUGCACAGUUACCCCUGUUGUGCCAUCAGCCUGCCAUCCCUGGCUCCUCCAGCGAAGGUAGAGUGACGUCAGAGGAGGAGGAUCAGGCUGGCUAGCUGUUGUCUUUGUCUUAAAGCAGUUUGGCCAACAGGUCACCCAUGAUGGUUUGCCAGACCUAAAAACCCACUUUAAGAUCCAUGAACAUUACAGCCCGGGUCCCAAGGGCACCAGCACUACAUCCGGUCUUCUGCAGGAGAAGUAGGAUGUCCUCACUAAUCUGAUUUUAAAGGGGGAAAAAAAGAACAAUGUUGAAACCGUGUAUCCUGUGAUAUGAUUUUAAAAAUACUCUAAACUUUGAUGGGCUUUUUUAUUUUGUAUUUUUUUUUUUUUUUUUACAUUUUUGUUAGGUGUGUGUUUUUGUUUUUGUUUUCGUUCCUUGCCACUGUUCAUUUUGGUUUUUACUCUGUCCAGAAAUAUACAAGGUUCUAAAUCUGGGUUCAGGAGUUUUACUAGAACAGACUGGAUGUCUGGAUGUUUUUUUUUUUGUUAACUUGGCGUCGGUAACUUCAUUUUGUGACCUUGCACAAUGUGCACCAUUUUCUAAUUCUAGUUAUGGUGUUUGCCAGAGGUGACUGUACAGUAACCCAGUGCAGAGACUUUUGCUGACAAUCCUGUCUCAAGGCUUGUCUUCCAACAUUGUUCUUCAGUUCGGAUUUGACAUAUAGCCCAGAAAGCAUGCUGCUUCUUCAUACAGGCCUGAGGUGGUCGAAAUGUAUAUGCCAAGCCGUUUUAGAAAUACAAUCCCCAAGAUGCCUUGCCAGUCUUAACAAAUGCUAUACAUAGCGGACAAAUUCACAGAAAAUACAAAUACAAUGUUUCAAUAGUUUGUAAAGUCUUUCUCUAUUUUGUCCACAUGCGCCAGUAUCCUGUGUGUAAAACAAUUGCUUAGAACAUGGGUAGGCAACCUUUGGCGCUCCAGAUGUUGUGGACUACAUCCCCCAUAAUGCUCUUAUACCAAUAAUGCUGGCAAAGCAUCAUAUGAGGUGUAGUCCAAAACAUCUGGAGUGCCAAAGAUUGCCUAUGCCUGGCUUAGAAUAUGCAUACAUUGUCGCCUUUUUUUUCCCCCCUCCUGUUACAUGCAACAGUUAUCUGCAGAUCUGACUUUUUUUCUCUCGUCAAAUAGUGUAGUUAUUGGUUUUAUCUUUUCCUUUUCUUCUUUCACCUAAUUGACUUAUUAUACGUAUUUCUUUGUUUGUAAAAUGGACAGCACAAAAUCAAAAUGCGUGUGAGUAUUAACAGACAGAAUAACAGAAUAUUUUUAUUUAUUUAUUUAUUUUUUAUAAGGGAGCAAGUUGUCACAAUGACAAAUGUGCAAAAAAACAAAUGUGAAACGUGUGACAUCUAUCCUGCGGUUGAUUGCAUUACAUAGAUCUUGUGUAGGAACGGUUAUUUGAUUAGUCUUACUGCAGAGCAUGGAAUCCAAUCUGUAUACUUUUGGGAUGUGUUGCGGGCUCUAUGCUCUUGUGAUUGUCGACUGUUCUGUUUUGAGCAGUGUUUUCUGAAUACAUUUUGUUUGUAAACCUUUUUGUAAUGUAAGGUCUUUAUGUAAAUUUAUUAAUCAUAACCGCUUUUUGGUUUGUUUUUUUUUCCUUUAGUAUUCAGAAGCCUCCAUGAAUUAAGAGAUGUCUUUUGACGUGUCCAAGAGGAGGAUUCCAUCUUAGCAAAGGUAUACUUUCUCUGAAAUAACCCAUUUGGAUGUGCUGAGUGAAUGAGUGGUCCUACUACGUUUAAAUGCCUUUCUUGUGUGACCUUCCAUACAGUAGGGUUUCUGUCAGCACUUAUAAUUUAUGUUUAAAGAAACACUCCAUAACAAUUACUGCCUGCUGCAGUGGUCAUGGUGCUAGGAGUGUCCUGGUGCCCUCCCAUGGUAAGUAGUCAACCAUUUGAGAAUGGUCUGAAACGUAUCUGGUGUUUGCUGAUUGCCCUACUAGAGAAGGCUUAUUGGCUUAAUGAUUGGGUGUCGACAGAGCGCCUCUCUGCCCCACCAAGCUUGGCUCAGUACAGAGUCUUCCCUGAAACACUGUACGUUCAGAGAUAUUGUUAAAGGACCACUCUAGGCACCCAGACCACUUCAGCUUAAUGAAGUGGUCUGGGUGCCAGGUCCUUCUAGGGUUAACCCAUUUUUUCAUAAUUAUAGCAGUUUCAGAGAAGCUGCUAUAAUUAUGAAUGGGUUAAGCCUUCCCCCUAAUCCUCUAGUGGCUGUCUCAUUGACAGCCACUAGAGGCGCUUGCGUGCUUCUCACUGUGAUUUUCACAGUGAGAGCACGCCAGCGUCCAUAGGAAAGCAGUGUAAAUGCUUUCCUAUCCGACCGGCUGAAUGUGCGCGCAGCUCUUGCCGCGCGUGCGCAUUCAGCCGGCGGGGCGUAACAGAGGCGGAGAGGAGGAGGAGAGCUCUCCGCCCAGCGCUGGAAAAAGGUAAGUUUUUACCCCUUUCCCCCUUCCAGAGCCGAGCGGGAGGGGGACCCUGAGGAGUAUGUUUUCCUGGCACUAUAGUGGUCCUUUAAUUGUGUGCUUGGGACUUGUUCCGCCCCCUGCACACUUGACUUGGGCACCCAGGAACUAUGUUCCAGGCUUCCUAAUAUGAAUUCUGUGCAUAAAAUACGGCUGUUGACACACACUGACAACAUAUGUGAAUAUCUUCCAUUAUGCAAUGCCAACAAGAGUGCGCAUAUGUGCUCUGAGCCGGUGAAAUGGUCCAAUCAUGCGACGGGAGAAGUGUUUUUUUUGUAUGGUUUUGUCCCCCCACCUCCUCCAUUGUUUGAAAAGUUCAAUUUGUUAUUAAACAGAGGUUUGACAGAUCUAUCUAACAUAGAAUAUAAAUAUAUAUAUGUAUCUCUCUCUAUCGCUCCAUCUCCCAACCCCCCCAUUUUAUGGACCAUCCUUUUGGUCCCUUGAGCGUAGUUACCAGCCAAUGUGACCACACAUUUUCUGAAUUGAGUAACUAACUUGAUUGCACAAAGAGCAGUUGAACAGGAAAAAAACUGGCACUUUCUAAACAGACUCUCCCAGCAGCCAUUAAGAGAAAUCCUUGUUAGUGCGAAGCAGGAGUCAUUGUUAAAGGGACACUAUAGGCAUCCAGACCACUUCAGCUCAUUUAAGUGAUCUUGGUGUAUACUGCCAGGUCCCCUAAUCCUGCAAAGGUAAUUAUUGCAGUUUUUAACAAAGUGCAAUAAUUAAGUUUUGAAUGUUAACUCCUCCUCUGGUGGCUGUCUACCAUUUAGCAUCAUGUAUAACACAUUAUACAUGCUUUCCUAUGGGGGUAAUACUAAUGUGAGCGCGGUCGUGGCCGCACAUGUGUAUUCGAUCUUCCCCGUUGGCUGAGGUCGGCGGGGGUGGAGCGGAGGUUGAACCCGGACCGGUGCUGAGGGACAUCAGCGCUGGAAUUAGGUAAGUGACAGAAGUUUUUAACUUUUAGUGCACCACGGGAGAGGGGGAGGCCGCAAUAGAGGGGGACACUAUAGCCAGCUAUAGUGCCUGGAACACAACUUUAGUUUUCUAGCUCCAUAACUUCCAUUCAAAGGACAAAUGCCACCUCAAAACUAUUUUUUUUUUUCAUAUAAUAAUCCUUUUAUCGCGUUUUAAAGGGAAAUUUAUUUAUUUUUUUUAAAUAAGAAAUUAAAUAAGUUUUGAAAUAACUUUUUUUUAUAAUAUAUAUUCCACCACCACCACCACACCCCCUUGGAUUGUACAGUGUUUGAAAACGGACAGUCUCUAUGGUUAGCUCUGCUUCACUCCAUACGCAGAAACAGGGAAGACCAUAGAGACUAACUGUCAGUUUUCAAACACUGUUCGACCCAAGGUGCAUGUAUAUGGCUGAAUAUAUACUAAAGGUAGGAAUGAGUUUUGAUCAUUCUGUUACAUAUACUUCAUUCAUAAAGAAAAUGUAAUUAAAAAAUUUAAUGGAAGGGUUUCUAAAUUAGAAAUAGUUUUGAGGUGACAGUUGUCCCUUUAAAUCCUUUAGCUGGCUGGCGUGAUAAUAAUUUUGCAAAUAUUGGGGGAAAAUAAAUGUUGAGGGAUGCAUUUCAAUGACUUCGAAAAUAGUCACGAGCUGCAUUUAAUUAUCCGCAAAUGGUUGUAUCGGCAUAGUUUAAUGAAAGAGUUUGUUUAAAUCUGAAAAUAUUGAUACAAAAUAGAGUGCUUUGCGUUAGAGUGUAUUUUUUGGGAUAUAGUUUUCCUAUUGAGGUUUUUGACAAAUGUACUAAGAAAUAUUGCGAACUUUCAGUGAAAAGUGUGAAGCUGUCAGAUAAAGGACUUUACAAAGUCCCCGAUACAUUGUAAUAUAGAGCUCCUUGCAUCGGUAAUGUCUGCUGCUAAUUAUUUGAAAUUCUGCUACACCGAUGGAGAAAUUUGUUUGUUUUUUUUUGUUUGUUUUUUUUUUUUUUUAAAUUCGCAUUGUAUCAUUAUUUACACUUGUACACAACACAAGGCUGUGUUUAUUUGUUUCAUUAAAAAAAAAUUGUGAGACGCCAUCAUGGGGGGGUAUGCACGCACACACAAAGUUAAUGCAUACACACUUCAGCAAAAGGAAAACGGAACUGCAGAAUGACCCUUGCUGCACACACCAUUAGCAUUAUCUCUGUGUGAAUGUAACACUAUAUAGUGUUCGUAAUACAUGUUUGCAGUGGUUUCCAUCACUUCCCCAAAACUGGAAGCAUAACUUACCUUUACUCCCUUGCCGAGGUUCUCUUCCCACGGCUGGUCGUCCUCCCUAACUGAGAUCAGCAACAGAAGCAUUGGGAGGCUAGUGCGCAUUCCUGUCAGGUCACAUACUGCUCUAGGAACAUUUCAUUGAGAACGGUUUGACUCCGAGGGAAGUGCCUCUACUUCUUGUCAGGAAGAUGGCCAUUAGAGGUGUGCUUUUAACCCUGAAACUUCUGUCACAUAUUUCAGACAGAAGUUAGUCUGAUUUGCACACUGGCAGCCUGCACAGCAGUUUGGGAGAUUUAACCAUCGCCUUUGGUUACCACUCGCUUUUAGUAACCACUUGCUUUGCUAAUCAGAAGUAAAUGCACUUUGCUCAUGUACAAUUCUGCAUUGUGACAUCACCCAGGCUUAUAUGAUGUCAUGAUGUUUUCCUGGCAGCAUGACUCAGAGCCAGGAACUUUGCAUAGCAUCAAACUGGAAACUUGUGUGCAUUCACUAGAGUGGUCCAGAGAGGAGGGUAGACAAGAGGGAGAGUUUCGAUUACAUUUAAUUCAAUGGACAAACAUUGUGGUGUCUUCGCUUCAUAGACCAUUACUGGCUAAUGCGCAUGUAUGGCGAUGUCUGCAAGUGCAUUAGGCCCUCUCCAUAGGAAAGCAUUGCUGCAAUGCUUUCCAAUGGGGAUUUAAAUGAUGCUGGAUGUCCUUAUGCAGAGCGUGAGGACAUCCAACGUCAGGCAACAGAAAGUCCACUAGAGGCAGUCUUAGUCCUGCAAUGUAAUUAUUGUAGUUUCUCAAAAACUGCUGUAAUAUUGCAGAGUUAAGGGGACAGGGUCACUGCACCCAGACCACUUCAAUGAGCUGAAGUAGUUUGGGUGCCAAUAGUGUCCCUUUAAACAAUGCUUAUCUUUUUACUCUUCAUUUGCAAAAUUUGCCCUGGUGUUGCCUUGUGAUUUGCUAAAUCUUUAAAAUACAGAAAACUAGCAUCGCGUGAUUUGCAUUGUCUUAUUCAAUGCUGUAAAUUCCAGAGUAUUAAUACUUUCCUCUUUAAAACAAGCCAUGCUUAUUAUUUUUCCCUCUGUCUAAUAAACGAAUGGACUAGUCAAUUCAAACAAUAUCCUUUUAAAUAUAGGCCACAUCUUUGGAAGGCAGUUAGUGCAAAGGAUCUCCAACCAAUUGUUUAAUUAGCCAAAGGUUUAACUCCUCCAGUCACUCGGUCCUUUAAAAUGUUAGAACUGUAUGUAAAAUAAACUGCAAGUCCUCUGUGGUUCAUUGCAUAUCUGCACUUUGUUAUUCAUUGUUUAAUGUAAUAGUGUCCAGUAGUACAAAGCCAUUGGGAUUUAUUUGCUAAAAACCAAACUAGAAUAGAAACAGAAUAAUUAGAUUGAAUAAUAGAGAUUGAAUUGUGUAUAAUAGAACUGAAUACAGAUUUAGGCAGGAAUAUUAGAUAUGAAUCUCCUAAGGGACUCCUGAUGUGUACUUAUGUGAAGUAGGGCAGUAGGCCGGACUCGAAAUCUAUAUCUUUUAAAUUGCCCUCCGUGCCAGUUCUUAAAGGUUAUUUCUGGAUAUUUCAAAGACAUGUGGAACUUGUCCCUCUGCCAUAGUAAACGAGCCGAGGCCUGCAGGCAGUUGUGACCGUUAACAGCAGAUGAGGGGAGUGGGGUCCUCCCCAGAAUGGACUGCAGGCAGACAGGAGUUGUCACUGGGUUCUGGACCUGUCAUGACUUAUCAACAACUCCUUGAAGUCACAAGCUUAGACUGUGGCCUACUUUCAACGGUUUGUUCUGCAUCAUUAAAUAUUGCCGUCAAUGCAGAAUAUUUCUGUUCUCUGGGCUAAUGUAAUUUUUUUUUUUUUUUUUGUGACCGACUUGUUCUGUAGUUCUGCAUUAUUUGACCAUACCCCUCCAAAUUUUCACAGAGAAUGUCUGUCUGGAUAUGGUUGUGUGUAACACUAUCUUUUUAAAAUAUGCGGUGCUACUGUGUAUUUACUCUCCUGGUACUUGGCUAUCAUUUGGACAAUAAGGCUUUAGUAUUUUUUUUUGUUUAUUUUUUACACCAUCAAAUUUGAAGAUCGAAAGGAUUACCUACAGCUGCACAAAGUUACCUGGUAAAGUGUAAAUUAAUGGAAAUCCAAAGUUAAUUUAAAUUUCAGGCCCCAGAAAAAGCCAGAGGAUUGGAUAAUUUUUGUGAUUCUAGAUUGGCUUAGAAUUCCUGGCAACUUCAAUGAUCAGCACUUACAUUACAGUUGUGGUCACCUUGCUGUUUAGUUAUUAGCACAGCACCAAAGGCAUGCUUCAAUACAGGUUGUGUUUUUGGGACCUCACAGGCAUCUGGUGGAGCAUUAAGAGCAGAGGAGCUUUAAGACUGAAUCUUUGACGUGUUUUAAAGGGGUUGCAUGUGCUAGAACAUUGAUUGGUGCUUCUAUAGCUGGUGUGAUAAUUCACAAUAAGCUCCUGCUGCCGUAUCCCAGGUUUUCACCUUUCCAAGGAUGGUAGAAUGAGUGCCACCAGUUGGGCGAUAAGUAGACCUCAGCUCUUACGUUUCCUGGUUUACCAAUCUGAUGUUCUUUAUUCAGUAGAUUGUCUUUUGAGUUUAUCUUUUUUUCUCUCCUCUAAUCUUCUUUAUUUUAACUAGGGAACUUGUUGUACAACAGAAGCGCCUUGAGGUCCACAGAACCGUGUCCUGCCUUCUAACCAGACUUGCUCGGUUAAGCAAACCAGGGCUGUGAAACAGGCAUACAGUACUAUUGUGUAUCAGCCCUGGGCCAGCUUUGAUUGUAACAUGGACUGAAUCUCAUGACCUUUUUCUCUAUGGCAAAGAAGUUGACAUUAAAUUGCUGCUUUUGCCUCUCGACAACAAAAUACACCGUUGGCUACCAGUAGAACGGACAGCCCUCAGGUGAGAUAGCAGGGGAUACGCAAAACAGGUGACUGCCAAAGCUACAGUCUUUAUGUAGCCUAUGUUAGAAAAGGCAUUUCAGUGCGGCGAUCUCUAGAAUCCUUUGUGCUGAGCUGCAGAUCUUCUUCUUGCAGUGUAAAACCCAUGACAGAUGGCGCAGCACGCUUCUGAAACACUGGCCUGGCAGCUGGAACUGUACCACCCCUUGACAAAUGUGGGAUUGGACGCGGACUGCAGCGUGCCACUUGUCAUGCAGAUCCUGUGUGAUACAAGGUUACACAGAACCGAGUGUGCAAACAAAGAGUUUCAAAAAGUUUAUUUCUGGAUUAUACCUCCUAAUAUUUACCUUUUUAGUUGCAUAACUGAACUCUGCAGAUGAGAGCAUCUCUUUAAGGCUGGCUGAGCAUAGUGGGAUUUAUAGUUUAUAUUUGAUUGACAUGCAAAGGUUAAUUAUAGCUCUAAGGCAGCCGAUCUAGCAUAUUUAUUGGUUGCAGUAUGUCAGCUCUUAAAGGGACAGCCCAAGCCCAAUCACCAGUUUUGCUUGCAUUGGUUCCAGGACACGGAUCAUUGUAUACCUUGGUAUGUCUUACAUUAGUAACUAGCACAGGCGUGUCUGUGUGUGCGUAUUGUUCCCACUGCUGUGUCAGAAGUUAUAAUGCAAGCAUGAACGACUUACAGCAAGCAGCCUUCUUUCCCAGCAGAGGAUGAUGUCAUACUGCAGCUCAGACAGCAGGCAUGAAGGCACAAUCUGCUCCCAUUGGCCGAUGUGGGAGAGCAAAGUACAGCAAUUAAUAAAUGGUUAAACUGAGAUCUUAACUCUGUAUAUACAAACACACAAUUACAACCCAUCGCUGAAAUCCCUAAUUACAUUAUAAAAAAAAGCAUGUUAAGGAAAAAAAAAUCAAGCGCUUAUUUAGGUCAUCUGCAGCAGACAAAAGAUCAGCUGAAAAAGAGGGCUUGUAAAACUGGAGACUUGUAACAGCUCAUAUUCUCAGCCAAGGGGGGGUGCAUGAUGCUGUGUCAGCAGUUAGACUGCUUUUCCAAAAUAUUCUAAAGGCGAUUUAAGAUUCUUGAGUGAAUUUAAGGAUGAAUUUAACCCCCGAGUUAUGUCUGUCUACACUGCUAGAAGGGUUAAAAAUGAAUCAACGUCUGUAAUGUCUCACGGCUUCGAUUGGCAGUGUGCAGUCAUGGUUGGAGUCUAUGCUUUGUUUGUCCACUGUCAGAGUUUGGAUGCGUUGCUGUUGCUGCAAAGUAUGACCUUUGCUCACUGUGAAUGAGUCAGACUUUCCAUGGAAAGACUUGGCAGUGCUGGAGCUAUGCUAGAGGGCACUCAGAGGAAUAAACUGUCCCCCAGUCUGUAGAAUAUGUAGUAUUACAGGUACCAAUAUGCAGUGUAUGCACACUAUUCUUUCCAAUCCUAGUACCAUGAUUUUCCCUCUGCCCUUCCUCAGAAGACUAGAAGACAAACAUUUGUGUCUGCCCUCCUCCAAAAAGAGAGAAUUUCGAUACAGUUUGACGAAAUACAUAUAUUUACUGUAAAUAGUGCUGGGUUCAAACACACUCGUGGCUCUAUUGCCUGUGUGGAUCUUAAAAUCUCUAUUUGUGUUGUGUUGUUUUUUUAAUUUAUUUUUUAUCGAAUUUAGGAGAGAAUAGGAUUUUACUGCCUAGGUCGGUGAGUGUAGAAAUAUUUUUUGGGUUAAAUAAACAAGGCCAUGCACCAAUGUGUCUGUUUACUCAGCAGGCAGUGAUCUAUAGAUGAAGAAGCGAUGUAUAUCUUAACAGAUGACAACAUUGACUUGCUUGAUAAAUGGUGCGGGUCCAGAUUUUCUGGUUAUUGAAGAACUGGACCAUUGGUUGAUGACGAUGCAGCUUCUGUCUGGGAACUUGAUGUCAGGAUCCCAAGUGACUGCAACUUUCUCAGGACCCUGACGGUUGCUAGGAUUUAUAUUUUUGUGAGUUCUGAAAAUUAAAAAAUAAAAUGUAGGAAUCCACACAUGUAUUCUUGAACAGGUUAUCUCCAUCUGCUAGUCAUUAUAAGUGGCUGCCCGUUUCUGCCAUUGACCAUAAUAUACAGUGUUUCUGUUCUCUACCUCCUUUGCAUUGUGUGCCAUUGCCUGUGCCUUGACCAGACUGAAUUGUGAGAUCACUUGCUAAAUGUGUAAUAUGCACCAUAAUAGAACCUCAUACGGUUAAAGCGACACUAUAGGCACCCAGGCCACUUCAGCUCAUUGAUUUUUGAUAAACUGCAAUAAAUACCCUUCAGGUUUUAUUCCACCUCUAUUGACUGUCUACCAGACAGCCACUAGAUGGACUUCCGGGUCUAUGUGACUUUUGGUCCGUGACGCUUGACGUUCUCACGCUAUGCAUGAGGACAUCCAGCUUCAUGUAGUCGGUGUCGGUGAUGAAAAGGUUUGUGCAUGAGGACUUCCAACGUCCGAGAAAUCCCCAUAGGAAAGCAUUGAGGAAAUGCCUAAUGGCCUAAUGUGCAAGUGGUGCUCUCCGCGCUUGUGCGCAAGUUCACCCAAUUGGAUGAUGGAGGAAGAGGCAAAGCAUUGAGGGACAUCAGCACUGGAAUCGAGCGAGUAAAGGGUUAAACACUAUGUCACGGAGGUGGGAGACCAGAGGGCACAACGUUGUAUUCCUAACACUAUAGAUUCCCUUUGAUGUUAAAACUGUUACUAUUAGGAUCGUUCUGCACAUAAAUUGCUCUUCCAAACCUCAGUUUCUGUAGUACCAGAAAAUAAAAUGUUGCACAUGGAUUUUCGUGGACACCCCACCCCUCCCCGCAGCUGUGGCAAACCAUGUGACAAAAGCCUCUGGGGCUAUCAGUACAAUUAGAAUCUCAGAGGCUUCAGCCCAGUCUAUUGGGGAACAGUUUUAUUGCAAUCUGUAAUGUGUGCUAACACCAUGAUAUUUUUUGUGUGAGUUGUAUAUUUUUUAAACUCUUGGCACGUUGUAUUAUGUCAUGUUGUUCACCGAGGUUGGAUUUACCCAAUUUUAAGAUCUGCUAAGGAACAGAUGAUUAUGUCCUGAUAUGUAACCCAUAGGAUUCAAAGAGGACAUACUUUAUUUUUCGUGUGUGUGUAUAUAGAUGAAUAGAGAGCGAGACUAUAUCUCCAUCAGCUGCACAUUUAAGUUGUCAUUUAGGGAGUCCUUCUUGGGCACAGAAAUUCUGAGGAAUCGUGGCUCCACAUUAAUCCCAGAAAUCCCUGCAUUUAUACUUGUAUCCUUAGCAGUGGAAAACUGUUGAAAACAUUGCAUUUACAUUUUUUUUUUUUUUUUUUUUAAACACAAAAUAACCAAUGAACAUAAAUCAAACCUGUUCUCUCGGAAUUACUGCGCUCAAGGUGGACUUUUCAAAGUUUAACUUGAGAUAUGCAGGUGAUACACAACAGUAAUGUUUCUAUCUGCAUCAAGUUGUGUGGAAUUUAAGUCUCACCAUAAAUAAUUUGUGUGUACCUCCGCAUAUUUAAAUACUGUUUAUGGAAGGAGCAAAGUCUGGGAAAAUUAAUCAGUGGUGCAGCAUUCGAACAACCAUAUCUAUGAGCUAAUAUUUUAUUUAAAAAAAAUAAUAAUUAAAAAAUGUUGUUGUUGUGUGAGGGUUUACGCUUUUGUGAUCAGAAGGGUCUUGUUUUUCGUCUUCAAACUAUGUCCCAUACAUAGCAACUGCAGAGCCCCACUGCUGCAAACCUAAUCAUUUUCCAUCUGAAUUCAUCACUAUUGUGGUCACUGGUGCAAGCCAGUGGUUUCUGGUGAGCUCACUUGGGCUCGUCUCUGGCUACAAGCAUGGAAUAUUAAUAGCUUUGGCUGAGGUCAGUGUUUUCCUAGAAGCAACAGAAAAGCUGGAUUUUAAAGAUCCGUGUACCCUCAGCUGAUUUUCACAUGUAGGUUUUGGUAUUGGCAACUUGCUAAUGUUAAGUAAGGGGGGGUGGGGAGUUUACCUGUCAAAAAUGUUUAUAGGACUAUAGAAAUGGUUCCGCGUGUGUGUGUGUGUGUGUGUGUGUGUGUAAAAAAACCAAAAAAAAAAACACCUCGUUACUUUUGGGUUUGUGGUGUCUAUUUUUUUUUUGUUUUAUUGUUUAUGGUGUUUAUUAUUAUUUAUAAAGCGCCAACAUAUUCCGCAGCGUUGUACAAUUGGGGGGAAAAAACAAUACAGUAUAAACAGACCAAUACAAAAGGUAGGGGGCCCUGCCCGUGAGCUUACACUCUAAAGGUGAAAAUGGGGAGAUUAGACAAAAAGUAGCAGAAUAAUUUGGUGGACUGGCUAAUAUUGGUGAUUGACAGAGAAAUUAGUUGGUUUUAUUUUAGGUUGUUUUUUUUCCUCCUAAAUUCACUAUAUAAAACGUUAAUCGUACUGCUAAUUGACAGUUUGAUUGUUUAGUUACAGGAGGUCAUGUGGAAACUUAUUUUAACACUUGAACGCUUUGUAAUCAUCUAGAAUGCAAUGGGUAAAAGGUUUUCAUAUCCGCACUUCUUCUUCUCUUUGAUCUUAUCCUGAUUCUUUUAACCUAAUCCCCCUUCCCCCCAUCGUUUCACUUUUUUUGUGUGUGGCUUAUCUAACCUUUUCCCCCUGCUGUAAACCGUGCUGCUUUGCUUGUCCUGUAUUCUCCCCCUAGGACAUACACUCAGGAUUCAAAGUAAAGACCUUUUUAUUUUCUUUGAGAAAAGCACCCCUCAGCACCUUUUUGUGUCUCUCCCAACACCCGUUUCUUUGAUGCAAAUAUCGCGUUUCAUGGUAACAAACUAGUCUAGAAUUGUUAUGGGCAAAUGCAAGUAUUACAAGUUUUAGAAUGAAAUGUUGUAUUUCUUAAACUGUGUACGUUGUCUUUAAGAGAGAUUGCAAACUGACAAGGUGUUGGAAAUGGAACAUAUUGUUUUUCAUAACUGUUUCUUUUAAGCAAUAACCUCUUACCUACUUUCAGUGCAUAAUAUGUUUACGCCAAUUUGCCUUAGCUUAAUACAAAAACAAGUAAUGCGUAGCAUCUUCAAGACUGCUACGUCAUCCUAACUUACGCCAUUUUGUCUUGGCUUAAUACAAUAACAAUAAUGCAAUACUAUGCUAUGUCACACUAACUUCCAGUAAAUAAAGAUUUAAAGGUUGUUUUCCGUUUACCUUUUCAUAUAUGAACUGCAGUAGCCCUAAAAUGAAAAAAAUCUAAGAUAUAAAUGUGUCCUAAUAUUUAAAAAUGUACACAUAGAGGAGAGAUUUGCAGCCCGACACUGUCGCUCUAUUUAUAAUGACUGAGAGAGGUUGACAUGUUAAGGAGGGUAUGUUAUUCUAUUUUAAUGAUAUUGCAAGCAUAUACGUAAAUCUUAUAACCUCUGCUAUAAAUUAUUGUAAUGGAUUUUAUGUCUAUUUAUAUUUUUAUUUAAUAAAAUAUCUAAAAGACAAAACUUGCUUCCAAGACAAUCCCCAUUUUAUAUUGUAUUCUCAAUUAUUUAUAUAUUUUAAAUAGAGGAUCUCUUACUAACUAUAUAAUAUUAUGGUUAGCCCUGCUAAGUUCUAUGCUUUAAGAUGCUAUAGUGGUAAAUAGGGGAACCGGCUGCGGUUACAAAAUACUAUUCCAAAAUGGCGUGAUACACAUUAUUAAAGGACCACUCUAGGCACCCAGACCACUUCAGCUUAAUAAAGGGGUCUGGGUGCCAGGUCCAGAUAGGGUUAACCCAUUCUUUUAUAAACAGUGUUUCAGAGAAACUGCUAUGUUUAUGAAUGGGUUAAGCCUUCCCCCAAAGCCUCUAGUGGCUGUCUCAUUGACAGCCGCUAGAGGCGCUUGCGUGCUUCUCACUGUGAUUUUCACAGUGAGAGCACGCCAGCGUCCAUAGGAAAGCAUUAUAAAUGCUUUCCUAUGCGACCGGCUGAAUGCACGCGCAGCCAGCUGACGAGGAGGAUCGGAGGAGGAGAGAUCCCUGCCCAGCGCUGGAAAAAGGUAAGUUUUAACCCCUUUCCCCCUUCCAGAGCCGGGCUGGAGGGGGUCCCUGAGGGUGGGGGCACCCUCAGGGCACUAUAGUGCGAGGAAAAUGAGUAUGUUUUCCUGGCACUAUAGUGGUCCUUUAAGGAUUGGCAGGACUGUACACUAUGGGCAUCAAUGAUGUAAGGUCUAUAGUGUAACCUCCAUGAACGUAACAUGAUAUUGUUCUCCGCACUGGAAGGGGGUAUGCUUUGGGGAUAGGUGUGUGUGUGUGUAUUACUGAAAAUAAAAUAAAAGGCCAAUUUGUUUUGUACUCUUUAAAAUGACCUGUAUUGUUAAAUAUAGGACAAAUGUAUUACAUCAAAUCGUUUUAGUUUAUAAGUGCACAGCCUAAUAUUUUAUAUACAUUUGGAAGUUUAAAACUAGUUCCUAACUCUCUAAUCCUGGGUAAGUAGCAGUCUUUCUCUGACAUGUAAUAAAACCACAUCUAUGCUUUUACCAUUUAUGUAAUAUGUGGGUUAUACAUUUUCUGCUAAUCCAUGUCGUUUUUGUUUUUUUUUGUUUUGUUUUUUCAGGUCUGCUGUACGCCUAAAUCGCUUUAUUUUCCUAUUCACGGUAAUCGUUGAUGCGGUCUAUGGCCGCCUACAACAUAUAACGUCUUUGCAGCAUUUCGAGGGUACUUAACUGGAGUUAAAGACUUGACACAGAAGCCCUGUCAAAUUGUUGGCAUGGCCAGUAAAAGGAAGUCAACUACUCCGUGCAUGGUGCGGGCAACUGAGCUUCUUGAUCAAGAUGACCAUGAUAUGGAAGUUGUCGAUGAUGGGACCCCUGAUAUAGAAAGAAGAGAUGACAGGGUGGAGAAAGAGAAGGCUAGCAAAGAGAAUGAAAUGGUGGAAGAUAAGCCACCACCUGAGAACCAAUCAAAAAAACUUCAAGGGGGUUAUGAGUGUAAAUACUGUCCUUAUGUAACACAACAUCUCAAUGAAUUUACAGUGCAUGUAGAUGUGCAGCAUCCAAAUGUAAUUCUCAAUCCCCUUUACGUUUGUGCUGAAUGUAAUUUCACAACCAAAAAAUAUGAUUCUUUAUCUGAACACAAUGCAAAACAUCAUCCCGGGGAGGACAACUUCAAAUUAAAGUUGAUGAAACGCAAUAAUCAGACCAUCCUAGAACAGUCGAUAGAGGUCCCUCCAGAUGUCUCAAGUAUCCAUGAAAAUUUUGACAAUGGUGACAACUCAUCCGGGAUUCCAAUAAGUAAAAUGCCGAUCAUGAAAUUUGGGAAGGGAAGAUCAGAAAUAAAAAAAGGAUCAAGAAAAGCAGAGGAAACUGUACAGGACAACUACUAUGAAGCGGGUACCUGUAUUCCAGAAACAAAUGGUGUUUUAAAUAACCAUAAUCAUCACGAUGGCUUAUCGCACGUUAUGCCCUCCGUUCAGCUUCCACCUAAUAUAAACCUUCUUCCUAAGGUCCCUGUUCCUUUUAAUAGUAACAAGUAUAAUUGUGCCCUCGAUGCAAACUCAACAUUAAUAAAUUCCUUCAACAAAUUUCCUUACCCAACACAAGCAGAGUUGUCUUGGUUGACCGCAGCAUCAAAACACCAAGAGGAGCAAAUUAGAAUAUGGUUUGCCACCCAGCGGUUGAAGCAUGGCAUAAGCUGGUCUCCAGAAGAGGUAGAAGAGGCAAGAAAGAAAAUGUUUAAUGGUACUAUUCAGUCUGUUCCUCAAACCAUCACAGUUUUACCUGGCUCUCUGACGACGGCCAAAGUUUCUCAGCCUAUUAUUCAGACAGCAUUGCCAUGUCAAAUACUUGGACAAACUGGUCUUGUUUUAACUCAGGUGACAAACGCUCCCACUGUUACAGUUCCACAAUUUAACUCCAAUGUCAGUGUUGCCAAACAAAGCCAGAAACGAUCAAUGCAGAACACCCCUGAAGCUCCAGAGGCGAAACGGCAAAAUACUGCACAAUCCCCUUCCACACCCAAGUCCAGUGUUGUGCCAUCAACCAACAAUGAUCGAAAAAAGACCAAGGAACAGAUUGCUCUCUUAAAAGCUAGUUUUGUAAUUAGUCAGUUUCCAGAUGACACCGAAAUCUAUAGGCUAAUCGAUGUUACUGGGCUUUCAAGAAGUGAAAUUAAAAAGUGGUUCAGUGAUCAUAGGUAUCGAAGCCAGAGAGGUAUUGUUCAUAUCACUAGCGAAUCCAUAGCAAGGGAAAAAAUAUCCAUUGCCAAGUCCGGUCGAUCUUCCCAGCCAUACAGUGAAACAGGAACACGAAAACAAUUGACAGAGACAACAGAGGAACAACUUCGAUGUCUUGAAAACAGUUUUCUAAAAAGUUCUUUUCCAACACAGACCGAAAUGGAUCAUUUAAAAGCAGAAACUAAAUUGAGUAGAAAAGAAAUUGACUUGUGGUUUUCAGAAAGAAGGAAAAUUAGGGAUUCCAUGGAACAAGCUGUUUUGGAUUCAAUGGGUACAGAAAAAACAAACGAAGUUGGACUUGUGAACGGAUCUUCAAAACAAUCAAGUAAUUCAACUAGCACUUGGCCACAACCUUCAGCUUCUUAUAAAUCUAAACAGGAGCAGCUCCACCUACUAAAAAGUACAUUUGCAAGAACUCAAUGGCCAUCCCCACAGGAUUAUGACCAGUUGGCUGCACAGACUGGUCUCGUCAGAACUGAAAUAGUCAAGUGGUUUAAAGACAAUAGGUGUGUCCUCAGAACAGGUAGUCUAAGGUGGAUGGAGCAAUACAGGAAACAUUAUGAGCGUUCACUAGAGGAACGUAAAGUGUUUAUACAGACGAUUGCAGCUACCAAGGUGGGCAAAGACUUUCUUACAAGAUAUUUUCAGGAGUACAACCAGCUUCACGAAGAGGAUAUGGAUCUUCUUGCUAUAAAGUCCAAGAUGACUUUUGAUCAGAUUAGGGUUUAUUUUGCUGAGAUGCAACAACAGGCAGCUCUGGAUCAGUUGGACAGCAGCAGUCCGGAUGAGCCAGUCAUAGCCGAAAGCGAUUCUCAAGAAAAGGACUGGGCCAAGGCCUCUCCUGGAAAUGAAAGUGCUGCCUCUGAUGGUGCGGACAGCUGGGGUCACACUACUAACGAAACCCCAGAAGAAACGCAGGAUUACGAAUAUGGAAGUGCACCUAGUGAUAAUUCUCACAACUAGUCAGGUAAUGACGUUCUUUAAAAAUAAAACACAGAAAAUAUUCCACAUAAAAAAAAAAUAUAUAUAUAUAUAUAUAUAUAUAUAUAUUUAUUUAUUUUUAUUUAUUUUUUUCUUUUCUUAUUUGUGUGUGUAAUUGUGAGUAGGUAUUAGUUCCACUAUUUCACUAGUCUGACAUUUACAAAGCUCCUGCCAUUGACCUAUAAAUACCAUUUGGUGUGUUAGCGUGGAAGCUUGGCAUGCUGUGCAUAUAUGCUAUUCAUCUCAUUGAAGGUGUUAUGGUGUCUGGAGUCACUUGGCACCAUCAAUCUGUUCUAUGUUAAACUACGUCGGUAACCUUUGUUUUACCCCUAUGUUGGUUAAGCUAAUGCUUCCGCUUUUCCUGAACAAUGAUUGGUUACAGUGAUAGCGCGUCAGUGUAGGGCGCGCCGCCAAUCACGGACUCCCAUCAUUGAGAUUUGUUGGUAUGGUCAAGGCUUAUUUAUGAAGCAAUUGUAUAUUUCCCAGAGAGCUGUACAAUAAUUACCGUAGGUAUCCUAGGUGAUCAUGGGUAUCAAAGCCAGAGCUGUAAUGUUCAUAUCACUGGUAAAUCCAUGGCAAAGGACAGAAUAUCCUUUCCCAAGUACAGCCGACUUUCCUUGUCAUACAAUGAAUCAGAAGCAUAAAAACAUGGACAAAGCAACCAAGGGACAACUUUGAUGUCUUAAACAGUUUUCUAAAACUUUCUUUGGAAAGUUCAAUAAGGUCCAUUAUAUGACCGUUACUUCAGUAGGUAAUGAAUGGUAUAGGGAGAAUUAGGGAAACUACUAAAUAAAUGUAUUGCUUGCAUUAACAUUAUAGAGUGUAAACAGGAGUAUGGAGGAAUUAAUGAAGACAACCCUCGAAAUACAGCAUGGGAAGAACAUGUAUUCAUAUGGUUUCCAAGAAAGUGGAUACCAAGGAUGUUAUUUAUAGUGUGAAGAUAAGUCUAGUGACUGGGAAAUGAAUUUCCAGAAGAAUGAUGGAGUAGUCCUAGAGAAGUUUUAAAAUUGGGUGUUUGUGAUAUGAGUGCAAACAGAGGAAUGGUGUAGGUCUUCAUCAGAGCAAAGGAACCAAUAUGAAACCGAAGUCUUUAUAUACUGUAGCUCGUCAGCAUUGAGUCCCCUAUUUUGAAUGGGGAGUGCAAUCCUGAGCCAAUAAGCAACCAAAGCCAUGUGAUGUUUCCCACUGUAAAAUACAAUUGUAUUUAUUUUUUCUUUCGUUUUAGGUUAGUGGAAUAGACAACUUCUUCUACUGUUCUCUUUGAAGAUAAUCUAGAGAUCUAUUUUCUUACUACGGUUUUUGAAUCCAACCGUUUAGGCCUCUGUUUUCCUCUCACAUUGUGGACUUGGACCUAAUGGAUUAUAAACCAUGGAAAGUUCUUUUUGCCAAAGAACUAAGGACUCGGAGACCAUGUAAAUGCUACAUUCACCACCUAUUUGACUGUUUAACGUUUGAAAGACUGAUUACCCUUACUGUUUGAUAAAAAAAAAAAAAAAAUGAAUUUGCAUUUUUUUUUAUAUAUAAAUAUAACUUUUGCAUUAUUUAGAAUUAGUAACCACUAAGUUGUCUCCUGGUUUUUCUUCCUUUUUUCGUUUUUAUUUUAUUUUACCUUCCCCGUGUCCUGUAAAUACAAAAUAUAUAUAUUUGUUACCUUCUUGUAGUACAAAGGCCUCAAAUUGUGGGACCCCCUACGUUUGCUUGAGUGGACUUUUUGGGGCAAUAUGUUUAGUCCUGUGUCCAAAUGGCAGUGGCACAAAAGCUGUAUCAAACUUACAAUUUCUUAAAAAGGAAGAGCCAGAUUAAUGCCUCAAUUUCAUCCCCACUUUUUUUACCACGACAAACAUCUUUGUAAGUAAAGUGUUGGUAAUUUUCCUUUCACAGUACCUUUUGGGUGCAAUGUGAUUUUUUUUUUUUUUUUUUUUUUUUUUUUUUUUUUUUUUUUUUUUUUUUUUUUUUUUUUUGGUAUAUUGUAAUUAGUUGAAGGACAUUAAACUUCAAAGGGCUUCCUGGUGGCUAAAGAUUGAGAGGAGUAUUCUCAAAAUUCUCAGUAAAUUUUAAAAGAAAACAUCACUAUAG
Messenger RNA from Pelobates cultripes (western spadefoot toad), 42137 nucleotides. The record is from the annotation of a GenBank genome assembly. Lineage: Eukaryota; Metazoa; Chordata; Amphibia; Anura; Pelobatidae.